Manduca sexta (tobacco hornworm) is the source of this 3334-nucleotide messenger RNA. RefSeq names its product cytochrome P450 18a1. Gene Ontology annotation, biological process: xenobiotic metabolic process. The record is from RefSeq and is a predicted model, not a curated record. Bases 421 to 1992 code for a protein of 523 amino acids. NCBI's taxonomy places the organism in Eukaryota, Metazoa, Arthropoda, Insecta, Lepidoptera, Sphingidae. The transcript has 8 exons. Gene Ontology annotation, cellular component: intracellular membrane-bounded organelle; cytoplasm. Gene Ontology annotation, molecular function: heme binding; iron ion binding; oxidoreductase activity, acting on paired donors, with incorporation or reduction of molecular oxygen, reduced flavin or flavoprotein as one donor, and incorporation of one atom of oxygen.
UUUUUCGCGAUCAAAUAUAAUUAUAUCUGGGCUAAAUAUCCCAUAUCACUUAAAAUCAUAAAUAACAUAUUUACAUAUUUAAGUACUUUGGUUUAUGAACUCUUCAUGUGCAGAGCCACCGCAUUGUGUAAAUGUAUUGCUUUUUCGAUAAAUUUCAAUUAGAUCAGAAAAUCUAUGCAUCAGUGAGAUAAGAAUACGACGUGUGCGGAAGACGUUGCUAUAUAAGCGACGGAUGCAAUACCUCGCCUUAUUCAAUAUUUGGAUUUUGCUUAUUCAUCAGGUACACUCUGCACGUAUUGACUUUUUGUUAUAAAUUAUUGUGGCGUACGUCAUACAGAUACAAGAUAAGACAUUAAAAUAAUUUCAGUGUUUAAUCUUACUACAAUAUAGACUUCAUUGGCUAAGAUUAUAAUUUCAAAAAUGUGGAUUGGCACCAGAAUUUUGACCUACGCAUAUGCAUACAUACGCGCGAACACCGAUUCAUCAAAACUGCCCUCGAUGACUACUAUAUACCUGCUGGCUAUUACAUACGGCAUAUGGGUUAUAUUUAAACAAAUUGGCUACUACAGAAGAUUGCCGCCUGGACCAUGGGGCAUUCCAUACUUCGGUUAUCUUCUUUUCCUGAAACGUAUGUCACCGCAAGCAUGGUAUCGUAAAAUGGCGGAACAAUACGGCGACAUAUUCUCCGUGAAGAUGGGAAAUAAUCUUGUUGUGUGCAUAGGCUCAGCGAAAUUGUUGAAGGACUUGUUUUACAGGAGUGAUUCUACUGGCCGCCCACAUACUCCUCUAAAUGAACUCUUGGGCGGGCAUGGUAUAGUCCUGAGCGAAGGAGAUUUGUGGAAAAAGCAAAGGCAGUUUUUGCAUGAAAAGUUUCGUGCUUUGGGAAUUAAACUGUGGCCCAACCAGCGAUUUGAAAAGUUCAUAAUUAUGGAAAUUCAAGAGUUUUUGACAAAAUUGGAAGCAUCCAGUGGCAAGCCCGUGGACCCAACAGACCUGCUGGGAAGACACAUCCAUAACGUCAUCUGCCAGCUAAUGAUGAGCUUCCGAUUUGAGGAGAAUGACGAUAAAUUCGCAAAAUUCAAUGAAAUAGUUUCCCGAGGCAUGAAACUGUUUGGAUCUGUCCACAUCGGUGAACAUAUUAGAGAAUAUUUGUUAUUACCUGGCAAAAAAGCCGUUUUGAACGAAAUUAAACGCAACUUGCAAGACGUGAGCAAAUUUCACGGGGAUCGUCUGUCAGAGAGAAUACAACAGCGCAAUGGACACUCAGGUUUCAGAGAGCCCUCAGAUCUGCUGGACCACUACUUGGAUCAUGUGGAAGGAUCGAAGAAAACCGACGGCGUUGAUGACCUCUUUCCUGAUGUUGAUCCUAACAAACAAAUAAUUCAAGUGAUGAACGAUCUAUUCUCUGCGGGCAUGGAGACGUCCCUAAGCACGCUCAGCUGGAGUGUGGUGAUGAUGAUCAGGGAGCCAAAGGUUGCUGGCAAAGUUCGGGAUGAGUUACGUCAAGUCCUGCCUCCUGGACACCUGGUGACCUUGGAACACCGCGCCAAACUACCGUACACCGAAGCCGUCCUGUUUGAAACAUUGCGAAGAGUCUCCGUUGUUCCUUUGGGAACGACCCAUGUUAAUACGAGGCCCCUAAAAAUCGGUGAAUACGUGAUCCCGGCCGGCACCCACAUCAUCCCACUGCUACAAAAGAUGGGAAUGGAUCCAGAGACGUAUCCAGAGCCUGAGAAGUUCAAGCCAGAGCGGUUCCUUAAAGAUGGCCAGCUUCGCGUUCCUGAUAGCUUCAUGCAGUUCGGAGUCGGUCAACGUAUGUGUUUAGGAACGCAAUUAGCUAGAAUGGAAUUAUUCCUUUUCUUCGCGAAUUUGAUGAAUUCAUUUGACUUUACAUUACCUUAUGGAGUGGACGAGCCUGAGUUGCAAGGAGUUAUGGGAUCGAUGCAUGCGCCGGCGCCGUUCACUGUCAAUUUCCGAAAAUUGGAAUCUUAAUUCAAUACCAUCCUAUCUAACGGCUGAUAGAUAAAAGUUAUCCAUCGAUAAAAUAUAACCUGACUUCGUAUCGUUUCGUAUCAGGCUAUAAUGUCCCAAUAUUGGUCAAACGCCUCCCCAAGAUUCUUGAUCCAUGAAUCACGAUCCUGCGCUAUAGUGAACCAGUUAUUUUUAAAUGAAUUAUAAUGAAACAAUUGAACUGUUUAUGUUACAUUUUAUCUCAGGAAUAACUUUUAUCUAAUAAAUUUAAAAUGUUGCUCAACUUCAAUCAAGUAUUUUUAUUUAUCACAAAGUUUAAAAUAGGUUACAACAGUUUGAAGUCUUACCAAAUGAGAAUUAUAAUUAUUAUUAUAUUUACAGCAUUUAGUGCAUGGGAAUAUAGGCUUUUAGAUAUUUUAAAACUAAAUUUAGAUCGUACGUCAUAAACGUAUAUAUUAAUAACGAACGUCUCUUGUUACUGGAAGUUGAAAUAAUUUUACGAAAUGGCACUCUAAAAGUUUCUUUAUGCAUAUUUAUUAUUAGAAAAAGUACAUAGAACACUAUUAAUUAUUUAUUUUGUUAUUUUCUAAAUAUAAGUUUGUUGUUAUUUUUAUGCUUAGUGAUAUGCUAAUGUUUCCUUUAUGUAUUAUUAUUAAGCAAACUUAACUAUAUGUGACACACAAAUAUAAAUUACAUUCCAGAAUGCUCAACUCCAAAAUAUGUUGUGUCAAAAAAAAUCAAGGGUCUGACGUAGCACAAAAAAAUUCAAUAAUAAAACUGAAAGAGAUUUUAAAAUGCGCGUAACGUCUAAAUGCCGAGGAGCGAUUAUAUAAUCUUUAGUUUGAUUACAUCUGGGCGUCUCUUUUAUAAUUUGGCCUUGUAAAUUUAAACUAUUCAAUUGCAUAAAGAGAUUCUCUAUUCAUUUUUUUUAUUGACGUUUCUUUGACCUGCAUGACAAGUUCAAAGGUUUUAAGGUUGAAUACCAUCGUUUGUUGAAUGGAUUUAGGCAAAAAUAUUUGCAAAUUUGUUAGUACUGAUAUACAUACUUAAAUAGUUUUAUAUAUGUAUAUAUAUAUACCAAUUUAUAAUAUAUGACCGACCGGUCAUUAUGUUGCACUAGCCUUUAAAUUUAUAAUCUAAAUUAUAUUGACCGAGAUCUAUGACAAAAUAUGAAAUGUAAAACAACAAAAUUAUGUUUUUAAAUGUAAAUACUUUUUUCUGUGGAUUUUCUCCGCAUUUUUACGGUGAUGUGCGUGUAUCAGCUUAUGUAAUUAAACAGAAUUUGUAUACAAAAGACUUAUUAAAAAUAUAUAUAUAAGAAUAAUAUAAAAGAUUCAAUGGACAAUUGAUGACAAAAAAUAAA